This is a messenger RNA of Chenopodium quinoa (quinoa), 519 nucleotides long. RefSeq lists its product as uncharacterized. The transcript has a single exon. Gene Ontology annotation, molecular function: zinc ion binding. NCBI's taxonomy places the organism in Eukaryota, Viridiplantae, Streptophyta, Magnoliopsida, Caryophyllales, Amaranthaceae. The coding region runs from base 1 to 519 and encodes 172 amino acids. The record is from RefSeq and is a predicted model, not a curated record.
AUGUCUCAAUCUUCAGGGAAGAAUUAUAAGUGUUGGUGUGGCAUCCCAAUUGCUCGGCUCAAGUCAUGGACUCAUGAGAAUCCUGCACGAAGAUUUGAGGCCUGUAAAUUUUACAACCCAGAAACGAAUCAAAGGGGUUGCAAAUUUUUUCGUUGGGUUGAUGAAGAUAUGACCAACUGGCAACGCGACGCCAUUAAUCAACUGAUAACUGAGAAGCAACUUAUGAAAGCAGAAGUCAAUGUAUUGCAAACAAGAUUAUGUUGCUCAGAGACUGAGAAUAAGAGGUUGAAGGAGGAGUAUGACAAACUGAAAUUGAAGUUGAAGAAGUCAAAGAUGGGGCACAAUGAAAGCUUUGGAAUUAUGAUGUUGAUGUGUGUAGUUGUAUCUGUAAUUUUUAGUUGUAUCUGUAAAUUUUCGCAUUUCGCCCAAUCCCCAAUUCCAAUUCUUUCCAAAAAUUUCAAAAUUACCAAUCAAGAUGUCGAUAAACACAAAGAGAUACAGAUGAGGAGAGAAAGAUAA